UUCCUGUUGGCCAUUUUUAUUCUUUUAUCAUCAUCAUCAUUAUUGUUGCUAAGUCAUUGUCAAUCAAUCAAUAAUUAUGCAAGACAUUAUAGAAGAUUUAAACAUGAUACAGAACCACCACCACCACCACCAUCAUCAUCAUCACCAUUAACAAUUGAUUCAACAGAUUCUGGAUUUCCAAAAAUUGAUCCCAAAGAAUUGCUACAAGUAAAAGUGAUUAAUAAAUCUGUGAAUUAUUAUAAAACACAAUUAUUACGUGUACGUACUAGUCUACAAGAUCAAUUGAAAGAAUUCAUAAAUGGAUUGAAAGCAAUACGUGAUCAAGCUCAAUUUGGACCAGAACUUCAAGAAAAAAUGAAUGAAACAUUUUUGCAAUUCAUUCAAGAUCUAGAAAUUUCACCAUAUUGUCUGGCAUCAUUUAAUCAUCUAUUAUUAGAGAUGAAAGAACGACGAUUAUGGCCAUUAAAAUUUAUCGAUGCUAUGGAAUUUUUACCAUCUGGUUUAUUGGAAGGUGUCAUGUCAAUGUUUGGUGUCUAUGAAGAAUGUAUUAAUAUUGAAUCACCAAUGGUUAAAUGGAAUGAUAUACGUGGUAAAUAUUGUCUAGCCAAAGUUCAUUUACCAUUUUUGAAUCCAUUAUUUCCCGAAUUCGAUGUUCAUGAUGAUAAUGAUUUGAGCCGGAAUCAUGAAUUAAAAAGCAUUAAAGACCUUUAUACAUAUCAUGGUCGAAAAUCAUUAUAUAAUCGUAUAAAUCGUGAUUUUGAUCAUUCCAAUAAUAAAUUUAAAAUAUUACAAAUGCUCAAUAUGUUCAACGGUUCAUAUUUACGAAUCGGACUUUGUUUUCCAUCCACAUGUAGUUCAUUUGAAUUGGAACGUGCCAUCAAUAAAUUUUUACAACCAAUAAGCAAUCCGAUACGUAUCGAAAUUGAAGAAGAAUGUUCAUAUAAAGGCCAAGAAAUUGAAUUGGAUAAUCACCAACGUAUGGCAAUAUUCAUUUUAGUUGGCCUUUGUCUAUUGGUUGGUGCUUGUACUGGAUUUGAAUAUUAUUUACGUAAUUUUCGUGAUCCAAAUGAAAUAAAUAAAAAUCAAUACAAUUCAUAUCUGUUAACAUUUUCGGCAUUAUCAAAUACACGAUAUUUACUUGGACAUGCGGAUAUGGCCACAGAAGAUGAAAAACGUUUAUGUUCAAUUGAUUCAAUUACAUUGUUUUUUGUCAUUAUGGAAUUCGUUGGACGUUCAUAUGUAUUGCCAAUAUUCUAUGGAAUGAUCAAUAUUAAACGUGCAUUGAAUGGAUUGACUGAUCAAUAUUUUACGGCUAAAAAAUUUUUCUUCAUACGUGGUAGUUCAUUUGCUGUCUGUACAUAUGUAUUGGCUAGUUCAAUCAUAUUGGCAUACAAUAUCUGUGGACGAAAAUCACAAAUCAAACCAUCCAUAUUGAAUUAUGUAAAAUUCAUAUUGAAUCGAUAUCUAAGCAUAAUACGUAGAUUAAUUGGACCAAUAUUAUUAAUAUAUUUAAUGCCAUUGUUUGGUGAUGGACCAACAUGGCAUUAUUUUUCACCACUUUAUGUUGAACCAUGUAAACAUAACCUUUGGAAGACAUUAUUAUUGAUUAAUAAUUUUGAAAGUUCAUUCGAUAAAGUGUGUCUAAUUCCAAGCACUGUAUUCAGUGCUCUUUUCUAUAUGAGCCUUGCAGCUCCAUUCAUAUUAUAUACGUUAAAUCAUAAAUAUUUUGGCUACAUCGUUUUCAUUAUGUUGAUCAUCCUGGGAACAAUAAUUAGUGUGAUACCAAAAAUUGUUUACAAUUUACCCGUUACUCCAUAUGAAAUAUCAUCAAUCUCAUCAGUGGCUGAAGCAAAACUUUCAUUCAUCCAUUACUAUUCGUCAACUGAUCAAUUGAUUGUUGUAUUUGCCAUCGGUUUAUUUGUUGGCUAUCUAAUUCGAUGUAAACCGAAAAUUAAUCUGGGAAAACGAGCAGCCAAUAUUGCCCUAUGGAUAGGCAUGUUAGCAUUACCAAUAAUCUCUUCACAAUGGAAUGAUACAUUUAAACCGUUGAAAGGAAAUUUCUCACAAUUUAAUUUCAUAUCAUGGUUUUUAUUAAGUAAAAUUAUGUGGUGUUUUGGAUUCGGUUGGAUCAUUUAUACUUGUAAUACCGGAAGAGCAAAUACAUUUAAUCAGGCAAUAACAAUGUCAUUGAUACGACCAUUGGGAAAAUUGGCAUUCGGUGCCUAUCUAAAUCAUAUAACAAUAUUAAGCUUUAGACAGUUGACCAAAAAACAAACAUCACCAUUAACUAACGUUGAAAUUUUGACCAAUGAUAUAUCCGACAUUGUUAUCGCAUUCACCGUUGCCUAUAUAUUCUACAUAUUGUUUGAACGUCCAUUUUAUUAUUGGAUCAAAAUGAUUCUCAAUAUUGAAAAUGAUACCAAUAAUGAUGAACAACAGACGGCUGUUAAAAGAUUUUCAAUGUCUGAUCUCGAAAAUGGUAAAUUACAUGGUGAUCAUGGUGAAUUCGAUCUAAAACCAUUGAAUGAUAGUAAUUAUUCAAGUCGAUUAUAAUAAUUUAUUCAUCAACUAUUUUUU
Dermatophagoides farinae (American house dust mite) is the source of this 2577-nucleotide messenger RNA. NCBI's taxonomy places the organism in Eukaryota, Metazoa, Arthropoda, Arachnida, Sarcoptiformes, Pyroglyphidae. The record is from RefSeq and is a predicted model, not a curated record.